Scatophagus argus is the source of this 1364-nucleotide messenger RNA. It is a transcript of the gene pts, whose product is annotated as 6-pyruvoyltetrahydropterin synthase. Gene Ontology annotation, biological process: tetrahydrobiopterin biosynthetic process. Gene Ontology annotation, molecular function: 6-pyruvoyltetrahydropterin synthase activity. The record is from RefSeq and is a predicted model, not a curated record. The transcript has 6 exons. Gene Ontology annotation, cellular component: mitochondrion. Lineage: Eukaryota; Metazoa; Chordata; Actinopteri; Scatophagidae. Bases 64 to 513 code for a protein of 149 amino acids.
UCCUCUCUUUCCGGCCUGUCAGUAUAUUACUCAUUGACUCGUCUUCCUGUCAGAAACAUCGAGAUGAUGGCUGCAUCCUGCGUGAGCGACAGCGCGACGGAGCGCAUCGGAUACAUCACCAGGGUGCAGUGCUUCAGCGCUUGUCACCGACUCCACAGCAUUCACUUGAGCGAUGAGGAGAACAAAGGAGUUUAUGGAAAAUGCAACAAUCCCAACGGUCACGGACACAACUACAAAGUGGAGGUAACGGUGCGUGGAAAGAUUGAUCGUGUCACUGGUAUGGUCAUGAACUUAACUGACUUGAAGAGGUGCAUUGAGGAUGUCAUCAUGACUCCACUGGACCAUAAAAACCUGGAUAAGGAUGUGCCAUACUUUUCCACUGUUGUCAGCACAACGGAGAACUUGGCUGUUUAUAUCUGGGACAACAUGGUGAAGGUGCUCCCACCCAAUCUGCUCUACGAGAUUAAGAUUCAUGAGACAGAUAAGAACAUUGUUAUAUAUCGAGGAGAGUAGACGUCCCAGUGCUGAUAGAAUGUGAAGUUUGGUUUGGUAGCCAUGGACAUGUACAAGUGCAAUUAAUUGCUGUUUAUCUAACAUCACUGUUUGCCCACUGGUGUCUGGUUAGGUGAACUGACGAAGGUUUAUGAAGGCUGAUCGAUCAUAUUUGGGGGUUAAUAUUGUGACAGUUGCACUUUAUGGACCAAAUGUUUUGUAGUGAAUCUACAUCUUUGUAUUCUUAUAGAAUUUCUGUUCUUAUAAAGGGGAAAUUCUUAUUUUAGACAAGUGAUUCUCAGCCUUUUGGGUGUAAUUACAGUGUGCAUUUUUCUAUUGGCUGUAACCAAGUCAACCAAAUAGCAAUUUUUGUUUUAUUUAUUAUUAUUAUUAUUAUUAUUAUUAUUAUUAUUAUUAUUAUUAGGAAUAUGUCUUUUAAGUAGCAUAAGUGUUUUCUGCUUCAUCUCAUGACCCCUUCAGCUUUAUCUGGUGACCCUUUCAGGGUGCCAACCCUCAGGUUUGGUAAACCUUUAUGUAGACCUUCACAGGAACCCUAAACUGUCCGAAGAAACCCCAACUACUAAUAAACCAUUCAUAUAUGUGGAAUCAAAUUUUACGUUUUACACAUAAUUUUUAUCCUCAUUUUGGGAAGUUAGGCUCUUUUACGCUAAAUUUGCCAACAGUGUUUGACUUGUAAAUGUAGGAUAGGAGAAAGACAAAUGACAACACUGAAUCAGUUUUCUGUAUAGCUCAGAUCCCACUUUUGUAAAACAGUGACACCUAGUGGUACAAAACUGUCCCUCUCAAUUCGUUGCAUUAAACCUGAGUUCUACCAGUGCUGUGAUAAAACGGUCUCUUUAAAUAAAAGUGAG